Molecule: messenger RNA, 1837 nt
Organism: Actinia tenebrosa (Australian red waratah sea anemone)
Lineage: Eukaryota; Metazoa; Cnidaria; Anthozoa; Actiniaria; Actiniidae
Product: tether containing UBX domain for GLUT4
Biological process (GO): intracellular protein transport; glucose homeostasis
Cellular component (GO): nucleus; vesicle membrane; cytoplasm
Molecular function (GO): protein binding
Source: RefSeq, a predicted model, not a curated record
UGUGUUUGUUUAUCAAGUGUCUUGGUCUUCCUGUGGUGUACUUCCUUUCCAAUUCAAAAUGGCUACCUGCAAGAGCGUUGUUGUAGUUUGUCCAAAUGCUCGCCGACAAACCGUUAAAGUUGGUCCAACUACAACUAUUUUACAAAUUUUGGAAGAAGUCUGCAAGAAACAAGGAUUUUCAAGCCAAGAACAUGGUAUAAAGCAUCAGAGGAAGAUACUGGAUGAAACUUUACCAAUACGGUAUUCAGGACUCUCAAACAAUGCCCAUCUAGAGUUAGUGAAGCAUGUAAAAACAUCCAAACAAGGAGUUCAGUGCACCAUAGCCAUACAGUUAGCAUCUGGUGAAAGACUUCAAAAUGAUUUUCCUCCAGAAAACUCUCUUUGGGAUCUUGUAUCUCACUGGAACUCUCAGGAAGGAAGUGAACAUCAAAACAAAUUAUUUGGUACAGAAGAACAAGAUGUUGUUUGUGUAUACAUGACCCAAAGAAUUAGCGGAGAGGAUAACUUGAAGAAGACAACCCUUCACAGUCUUGGCCUGACAGGAAAAAGGGCAAUCAUCAGACUUCUCCAUGAGAAGGCAUCUGUGGAGACCUCUGAGCCAAUGAUAAGUGAAGACAAGACAUCAUUGAAGAAACAAGAAACAAGUGCUGAGAACCCUCAGCCAACAAUACCUGUCACAGUACCGACACCCAACACAGGGAAUUACUGUCAGCCAUUGUCAAGUGGGGACAAAGAGAUAGCUGAUCUGGACAGACAUCGACCAUUAGACACAGGGACAGUGAGCCCUGAGAGAGCUGCAAGUGAUCCCAAAAGAACCAGGGUUACUGGACCAACACCAUUAUUUCCUGAUUUCAAGUUUCCAGAGCGGCCAGCCAGUGAGGACCAAGGCCAAAUAAGUAUGACUGAGGAGAGAUUACAACAGCUUUCCACACCUUGUGAGCGCUGCCCUGUCAUAUUUAAUGAAGAUGAUCAAACAUUAUCCAAUGCAUCUGAAGAAGAUGUGCCAGAUUCUUUUUAUGAUGUAACAGUAGAAGACUUGAGGAAAAUGUUACAGGAUCUACACAGUGAAAAGACCAAAGGAGCUGAAAUGCCGCUAUUGACUAAAGCCAUGAGAGAAAGUCGACGGUUACAAGAAAUGUAUAAAUAUGAAAAAGUUGUUAUUCGUGUUAAAUUUCCAGACAGACUUACACUUCAAGGUUUCUUCAGACCUCAAGAAAAAGUGUCAGUACUGACAGAGUUUGUUAAAUCUCAUCUGGAAGACCCAGACACAGCAUUUUAUCUGUAUACAACUCCGCCUAAAACAGUAUUAAAGAACCAGGAAGCAACGCUGUUUGCUAGCCAACUUUGCCCCGCAUCUCUUGUGUAUUUUGGCUCAUCGAUGAAACGAGAUCACUUCUUGUCUAGUACUCUUAUUGGUAACCUAAAAUCAGCACUGGAUGCAGAGAAAACCGUCUUUGAAGCUGGAAUACGUGGUCCUGCCGAACCUCAAUCAACCAACACUGAACAUCUCUCCAAUACCACUGCUAAUAGUACGAACGGUAGACCAGUAGGUGACGUCACUUCCUCCGCGAGACAAGCAGCCCAACCAACACAGGCAGCCGCUGGCUCGAAUGCAAAAGUACCGAAGUGGUUUAAAGGGACAGGUAAAUGACUGGUUAUCAAUGGACUUAGUUCUUAUAGAGCUUUCAGUAUGACCAUGGAAUGCCGAUCCAGCAAAAGAAAAAGAAAGGAGACCAGUCUGUCAGCAGGGAAGAUUGAUGUUGACCAGAUACCUGACGUCUAAAGGCGAUAAAUUUAUCUUUCAAAUCAAUAAUAAAACAGAAAAAUAGUAGAAAAA